Molecule: messenger RNA, 2194 nt
Organism: Callithrix jacchus (white-tufted-ear marmoset)
Lineage: Eukaryota; Metazoa; Chordata; Mammalia; Primates; Cebidae
Gene: CFAP100
Product: cilia and flagella associated protein 100
Cellular component (GO): ciliary basal body
Source: RefSeq, a predicted model, not a curated record
CCACGCGCCCAGCCUCAGCGGCCUUUGUGGCGUCACAGCCGGCCUGAAGAAUGGUUGCCUUGGAGACAAAAACCCAAGAGCUCUGCUCCUGGAGCUGAGAACUGCCGCGCGGAGGCUUCGGAGCGAGCUGAGCGGUCGGGGCAGGUGAGGAUAUCCUUUAGAAGAGGAGGAGCCUUGCAUCAAUCCCUUGGGCCUCAGCUAGGAUGUCUGAGAUACCAUCCACUAUGGUCUCCAAGAACAUGACCAAUGACAAGAACAGUGUGGAAUCCUUGAGCAUCAGCUCUUCGUCAACCACUGAAGACAAACCAAAGGAACAUGCAAGAGAAAACAAAGAGCAUGGCCCUGACGCUUCAGCGAAUCCUUUCCACUUGUCUGGGGACAUGGAUUUCUUCUUGCUCAGAGAUCAGGAGCGGAAUAAGGCCCUCUCUGAGCGACAGCAGCAGAAGACGCUGCGAGUGCACGAGAAGAUGACCUUCUCCUCGAAAAUGUCUGCUAAGCACACCAGCCUGCGGAGGCAGCUGCAGCUGGAGGACGAGCAGGAGGACGAGCAGGCGCACACCAAGGCCAAGCAUCUGCACGCCUUCCGCGACUACACGGCCUGGAAGUUCAGCUUGACCAAAGAAAAGAACUUGGAGCCUGAGAACAUGAGCGACUACAUUAAGCAGAAGCGGCAACUGUUCCUCCUCCAGUAUGCCCUGGAUGUCAAGCGGAAAGAGAUCCAGCGGCUGGAGCUGCUGCUGACUGAGGAGGAGUCCAGGCUGGAGCGGGCCGAGAAGUCCCUGGAGAAGGACGCCAUCUUAUUUGAUGAGUUCCUCAGAGAGAACGACCACAGCUCCGUGCAGGCCAUGAAAGCGGCUGAGAAGGAGACCAAAGCAAAGAUGGAGAAGAUCCUUGAGAUCCGAGACCUCACCACCCAGAUUGUUAAUAUCAAAAGUGAGAUCUCCAGAUUUGAAGACACUCUGCAGCAAUACAAGGUCUACAAGGAUUUCCUAUACAAGCUGUCGCCCAAGGACUGGCUUGAAGAACAGGAGAAGAAACGCUUGUCUCUCAAAAAGGCCAAGGAGGUCUCCGGGGCUUCCAAGGAAGAGUGCAGUGUUAACACCAUACCAGGGGACAAAGGACCAGGGAUCAAGGGCAAGGCAAGCUUCGUGUGUCCCAAAGAGGUUCAGGGCAUAAAGAAGCCCUGGAAGUUUCUGCAGGCGAUGCCGCUGCGGCGAAACCUGUCUUUCCUGAGCAGCCCGCAGCAAGGCAGCCAGCCCAGUGAGUCCAGCGGCGGGAACUCCAGAGGGUCGAACUCUCCCGUCCCCACCUUGCAGGAGGACACCGACAGCGAUGGGGAGGAGCCACAGCUGUACUUCACGGAGCCCCAGCAGCUCCUGGAUGUCUUCAGAGAGCUGGAGGAGCAGAACCUGUCGCUGAUCCAGAACAGGCAGGAGAUGGAGGAGACACUGGACGAGCUGAGCCACACCCUGAAACAUACCCAGAUCCGCAUGGACAGGGAGGUCAACCAGCUGAAGCAGUGGGUCACCACGAUGAUGAUGUCCAUCACCAAGGAGGAGGACACAGCAGCUGAGCUGGAGCUCAAAGCCCGAGUCUUCCACUUUGGCGAGUACAGGGGAGAUCAACAGGAUAAGUUGCUAGAGAGCCUGAACCGCAAGGUGCUGGAUGUGUACCAGCACUGUGUCAGCACCCAGCAGGAGGCCAACCUGGGCACCGUGCAGAUGCUGACAAUCAUCGAGCACCAGCUGGAUGAGCUGCUAGAGAACCUGGAGCGUGUGCCUCAGGUCAAGAUCGAACAGGCCAAGAGGGCCAAGGAGAAGGAGCGGCGCAUCAGACUUCGAGAAGAGAAGCUCCAGAUGCAAAAGAUCCUGCAGGAGGAGCGUCUGCAGCGGGCCCAGGCACGUGCCCAGGCUGAGAUCAAGAAGAAGAGAGGCAGGACACUGGUAUGCCGUUCACGACCCCCGGCCCACAAGAUCAAACAAGAGUCUGAGCACAUGCUGAUGGACAAGGAGAAGGAGGAGCUGCUAUUUUUCUUUACUUAAUCUUCACAAACCACAGCUGUUCUGGCUGAAGGCUUAGCAAAGAUGUUGGCAGUGGAGGCAAAGACUGGGCUGGGUCUUGAGUGGCCCAACGAAGCCCUCUCCAUCUCCUGUGUGCUCUCCUCUUCACCUGAAUAAAUUCAUGUCUUUUUGGA